This is a messenger RNA of Centruroides sculpturatus (bark scorpion), 2595 nucleotides long. Its product is annotated as probable cytochrome P450 301a1, mitochondrial. The transcript has 10 exons. NCBI's taxonomy places the organism in Eukaryota, Metazoa, Arthropoda, Arachnida, Scorpiones, Buthidae. Gene Ontology annotation, molecular function: heme binding; monooxygenase activity; iron ion binding. Bases 269 to 1825 code for a protein of 518 amino acids. The record is from RefSeq and is a predicted model, not a curated record.
UUUAUAUGCUUAUUUCUUAUAAUUAAUUAUUUAAUUUUCAAUUGAUUUUAUAAUAUUUUCGAUUAUAUCGAGCGCACUGAAUAAUUCAAGGAUAUUACUUAACGAGGAAAUUACUUAACAAGGUAAAUGUUGUAUACGUCAGAGUAAUGAUUUAAACAUUAUCUAUAACCAGAGUGAAAUAGUUUAACAAAGUGUAAAAUAAUUUUCGUUUGAUAAAUAUCAAACUAUUUGCAAAACUUGAAAACUGUAUUAACUUUUACUUAUUAAAAUGACGAGUCUACAAGCAUCUAGAUAUAUAAUUAGAAAUGUGAUCAGUUUAGAAAGAUCAUUAUAUAAUUUUCGACUUCAGACUACAAUAGCAUUUGAGCAAGAAACGACAGAAGAUGUAAUUAAUGCUAAACCAUUCGAAGAAAUACCAGGAGACGUAAAAAUUCCAUUUCUGGGAACAACGUGGACGUAUUUACCUUUUAUAGGUAAAUACAACCACAAAAAGUUACACGAGGCAAGUUUUAAGAAAUAUAAAAUAUAUGGUCCCAUAGUACGUGAGUCUAUAGGCGGUUUCUACGAUGCAGUUUCGUUAUUUGAUCCGAAAGAUAUAGAAAAGGUUUUCAGGCACGAAGGAAAGUUUCCAAAAAGACCGGGGAUCGAAUUUUUAGCAACAUACAGAGAACUUAGACCACGAUGGUAUAAAUCUGGAGGUUUAUCGGUCCUAGAAGGUAAAGAGUGGGGAGAAUUUCGUGUAAAUGUUCAGCAAUCUCUACUCAGACCGAAAUCGAUUCACAAUUAUCUUAAUCCUAUGAAUCGAGUAGCUGAUGAUAUGAUAAACAGAAUGAAAAGAUUAAGAAACGAUUUAAUGGAAAUUCCCGAAUUCUUAAAUGAGUUAUACAAGUGGUCCCUGGAAUCUUUAGCCUCGAUGGCUCUUGACAAAAGAUUAGGAUGUUUGGAAGAUGAUUUAAAAGAGGAUUCGGAAGCGAUGAGAAUGAUCAGAGCCGCACACGGAACAUUCCAAGGGAUGAAUGAUCUGUUAUUUACACCGAUGCGACUUUGGAAGUACAUUCCAACAAAAGCUUGGAAGAGAUUUGUUGAAGCUCAGGACGAUUUUGCUGAAAUCGCAUUUAAAUAUGUAAAAGAAGCAAUGGAGAGAAUCGAAAAUAGUAAAGACGAAGACAGAGAAAUGACUUUUAUUGAAAACUUAUUAACGACCAAAAAUAUCGAUCAUAGAGAUGCAAUUACUAUGUUACUAGACAUGUUACUAGCAGGAGUUGAUACGACGUCACACACGACAUCAUUUGCUCUAUAUUUUCUCGCAAAAAAUUCCCAAGCUCAAGAAAAAGCUUAUUCUGAAAUUAGAAAUCUUCUCUCAAGAGGACAACCCUUAACACAAAAAGUAAUGAACGAGCUUCAUUAUGUCAAGGCUUGUAUUAAAGAAAGCAUGAGGCUCUUCCCAAUAGUUCAAGGCACUGUUAGGAGUUUAGAUCACGAUAUCGUACUCUCCGGAUAUAGAAUUCCAGCAGGAGUAGUUUUUAUGUUUCAGAAUUUAGUAGCUUGUCGUCAAGAGCAAUACUUUUAUCAAGCUGAUAAGUUUAUUCCCGAGAGAUGGUUGGAAGAAGAUAAACAACAUCACCCUUUUCUGUUUUUGCCCUUUGGAUUUGGAAAAAGAAUGUGCAUUGGACGAAGAAUUGCCGAACAAGAGAUGCUUCUUCUAAUUACUAAAAUAAUACAAAAUUUCAACAUUGAAUACAAUUACGAAGAUAUCGAUUGCUAUUAUAGAUUGGUCAAUGUUCCGGAUAAGCCUUUGAGAUUCAGAUUUAUUGAUCGACAAUAAAUCAAUAUUAUACAGGAUGUUCCAAAAGUCUGGAUACACGUAAUGUAGUGUCUGUAAUGUUGAUGGCAGGCUAAAAUAAACAGGUCGUGAUGCGUGCUGAAUCCAUGUGUGACCAUAAAAUUAAUCUCGAAAAGCAUUUAAAAACAUCUUUAAAACCGGGCAUCCCAGAUAAAAAGUGCCAAUUAGAACGUUUUAUGUCAUACAAAAUUAGAAUAUGUUUUUGAUCGGCACACAAACGUGAAAAUAAAACGAAAAAGCAAAUCCAAAAACACUUUUCGUUUUUCUUGGGUCUUGUAAAACAGGAAGUCUAUGGCAUAGCCAAUCACCGAAAUAGAAUUAUUUUAGCCUGUGCCAGCAUCCAGCCACAAACAUGUGCAAGAUGACAUCAAACAUCGAGCAGAACUUUGUCUAGAUGCCGAUGAUCAUCGUAUUGAACACCUAAAUUAAUUAUAUUUCAUUUUAUGUUCAUCGCCUGCUUUAUUACUUACAUGUAUCACUCGCAAAAUAAAAAAAAACAUCGUAUAAUUCUUUAAUUUAAUUAACAAAAAUCAACGUAUUUUACGGUAUAGACCUAGCUAAUCUAAUUACUCUACUAAUCAGACUUAGAGUCAGACUUAAAUUCGCUCAGUCUUCAUGUUAAAGUUAUUCUUUUUCAAGCAUCAAUGAGAUCUCUUUAAACUUACAUAAAUUGAAAAACUCUUUAUGUAACAAACUAUGCAAAUAAACGUUGAAAAUUAACAAAAAUCUCUCUUAACAUCGACUAAAUAGAC